Messenger RNA from Metarhizium brunneum ARSEF 3297, 1452 nucleotides. The record is from RefSeq and is a predicted model, not a curated record. NCBI's taxonomy places the organism in Eukaryota, Fungi, Ascomycota, Sordariomycetes, Hypocreales, Clavicipitaceae.
AUGUCUGAGGCCGGUGGACGUCGAGACCAGUCCACUGACCCUGUGCCGUAUGAGUUCUCGGAAGAUUAUCUCGAUAAGGUUGACCUCGAGCAAGCACACGGCGCUGAUUCUAUACCGCAUGAUUUUGGUCUGGACCAACUGCUGUUUGUCACACCGGAUACUCUCCCAUUUGAUCUCGAGCCGGCCGCCCCCGUCUCCGCACUCCAAGAGUCCGAACUUAGUGUCACCUCUGCUGCAAUCCUACAUGGAAAUAGUAUCGACAUUUCAAAAGACGCUAUUGUUGCUCAGGUAUCACAAUGUUUUUCUGCAGUAUACCAGCGCUAUCCGCUAUGGCACCUGGACACGCUCGUUGGCAAGAUUGAGCGCGAGGAAUGUGCUACCGAUAACGAGUUCCGUUCUACCUGCCUCUCGAUAUAUCUCCUCAACGAGUCAUCCCUAUUCCGCAAAAAUCCACAUCACGGCUCAACUCGCCUUUUACGACUAACAGAAGAGCUUGAAACGACGCGCGCUCACUCCAACAUCAACCACUUUGCCGAUUGCCCAUCCACGGCGUCUGUCAUUGUAUCAUUGGUAUUGUUUAUUGCGCACAGUGUGACUGAUAGACAUAACCUCGCAUUCUACUAUCUGAAUGAAGCGGCGGGGCUGCUUGGCCUGGUCGACAUCGACGCCCUUGACUCUCUCGAAAGAGCAUUGUACAGACGCCUAGAAGCCAUCCUGUUCGUCACAGAGUCCGCAUCAAUGCCGGUCUACGGAAAGCUACGAAAGAACCGAAUGGUUCCCUGUCCCGAGAACUUGGGCGCCCUCGAAUCCUCAAUGCGGUGGUACACGGAGCAACACCGGCCAACUUGCACACUGCCGGCAGCCCUCUCCGAUAUCCACCUCGGCUCUCUGGACAACAAAGCCGUCAACUUGCUACACGCCCUCGUAUGCCUGUACAACGCCACGACAGCCGAUGAAAUCUCCAAAGUAUCCGUCCCCAGUCCCGCCGUGUCCGAAAUCAUCGAGCAAGGUGUCCUCGGGAGCACAUCUCUCCAAGCAGCCGACGUGGAUAUAACACGCCAGUGGCAGCUCUGCCUCCGCUGGCGAGACGUCUUGUCGACUCGCAAGUCCAAGUCGUGCUCUCGGUCUACUCCUGGGGCGGCAUAUACGCUCCAGAUAAUGGGACUCACGGUGCUUCAGUACAGUAGGGCACUACGACCGGGCGAGUGUAGACUCGUGGGGCACGGGAAGUUGGCGAGUCUUGCGACCGCGAUUCACGAUAUAUCCUCGAAUUUAGGCAUUCUCGCGAGUUGUUCAAGUGUUAUUGGGGACUUGAUCCGGACAGUGUGUGAGACGGAUUAUGAGGGCUUCUUUGCGCCGCAGCUGAGUUUGGUGCAGCUGUGUAUCGAGACGGUCCCUAGGCAGCUUACGUUUGGGGAGCAGGAUGCGCUCGUGAUUGACGAAAGGCAGUGA